GAGUGUCACUUGAGUUUUGUGUGUGCCGUGAAGAGAUCUUCUAUUUGUGUCUCCUGUGCUUUUAGUCCUCCCAAUAAAGGCCCUCACAUCUGCACAAAAUCAUUCCCUAAACGCCUCACUGUGAUGUCCUGCUAAAUGUGAUUGUUGCGUAAAAAAAAGAGCGCCAAGUGUGGGUGAAAAUGUGUGAGAAAAAAAUCGUGUGAAAACUCUCUGUCCUGUCAAAGCCAUCUUGGGACACUUUUCAUCAAGUGAAGCGCCCCGGGUGACACCACAAUGGGCCAGUCCUCUAGUCAGCAGUUGGGCCAGCGCAGUGGACGCAGCGCCAGCGUUGGCGGCACCCCAAGUCGCAUGCGAUUCCGUUCGCCCUUCAUGCGCAGGAAGCGCCACAAGACGCCUCUGAGCGCUGCCUUCGUGGCGCCCCACAUGGGCAGCCUGGAGGCGCUCAACAUCAACACGGCCACCGUGGAGCAACUCAUGACGCUGCCCGGCGUCAACCGGCGCGUGGCGCAGUGCAUUGUGGACCACAGAGCGGCCAUCGGCGGCCAAUUUCAGCGCAUCGACGACCUGGCCCUGGUUUCGGGCAUGGGCGCUGUGAAGCUGGAGCAGAUCCGGCCGGAGAUCUGCGUGCGACGGAAGCAGGGCUCCCUCCAGGGAUCAUCUCUCAGCUCCAGAACGCCUUCCGUUGAGUCCCUGCUGUCCGAACCCGCGCUGCCCGCGAGGCCGGGGCCGCUGAACAUCAACACCGCCACGGUAUUCCAGCUGCAGCAGGUGAGCGGCCUGAAUCAGGAGCUCGCGGCCAACGUGGUGGAGUACCGGAAGCGCAAGGGCCCCUUCAAGUCACUAGACGACCUGGGGCGCGUGAAGGGGCUCUCGCCGGCGCGCGUGGGCGCCAUCAGGGCGCUGCUCAGUCUCAGCGAUGACGAGGCCACACCGAAGACGCCGCGACUGCAUCGACACGCGUCCACGGUAUCCUCGGGCGGCGCCACGCCGGUGAGAAACGGCGGCCUGAGGCCCAGCCUGGCGCCGAACAGAAAGAGUCUGUCCGUGUCGGCGAUCCGGAUGAAUGGGACGCCGCUGACGGGACUCAAUGGUUUCCGGAAUGUGCCUGUGAAUGACAUUUACGACCUGCUGGGCGCGUAUUCGCACCGGCCGACCGUCGAGGGGGAGUUUCAGUUCAGCCGCGGCGGCAGGAGAGCCAUCAGGAUCGCCUCGUGGAACCUGGACAGACUCACGAAGGCCAAGGCGGAGAAUCCGGGCGUGCUGGAAGUGGUCUGCAGGACAAUAUUGGAGAAUAAACUAUCAAUUAUUUGCCUCCAAGAGGUCCUCCAUGGCUCUGCGCUGGCCAGGAUAUGCGAGGAGCUGAAUCAUCCGAGCCUGCGGCGGACGAUCGAGUGGCGCGAAAACUCGCGCCAGUGGAAAUUCCAGACUUCUGGCCGCGAGAGUCUCCUGAGCGGCCUCGGCUUCCUGUACGACGCCGCUCAGUGCGACUUCCUGGAGGCGGAGUCGCGUGCGCUGGACCUCAAGGGCUGCCUCGAGGGCUCCUUCGACGGCGUGCCGCCGGCCGCGCACUUGGCCACGUUCCGCCUGUCCACAUGGUGCGUGUCCGUGCUGAACAUUUACCUGAAGCACUUCAGUUUGGCGCGCAUCGACGCCGUGUUGAGCGCCGUGGCGGCACAGCGUGGCCACCAGGAGGUCUUUCUGGUGGCCGGCGACUUCUCGGGCGUGCGGCCGCGUGCGCGCGAGGGCUGGCCCGGCUGGGAGGCGGGCGCCAAGGGUGCCGACGCGCGGCUGGGCAUGACAGUGGACGUGGAGGACACCAAGUACUACAAGAUGCUGGAUGUGAAAACGACCAGCUUCGACGCGGACGCCCAGGAGGCGAGUCAGUGCAACAUCCUGUGCCGCGAGUCGCUGCCCGUGCACCGGAACGCGUUCCGCGAGGCCAUCUACAAGAGCAAGUCGCUGUUCGACAAGGAGCUCCUGGCCAAGGUGCCACCGGUGCGCGCUGGCACCUCGGACCGCCUCACCGGCCACGCGGCGGUGGUGCGCCAGGGCCUCUGCCACAUGGCCAUCCCGCGCGGCUGGACGUGGGGCGGGCCGGCGUCGGAGUUCUGUCCGGUGUUCGUGGAGCUGUUCCAGGACGCCGGCGGCCACGCGAACGGCGACGCCAGUGAUCUCAACUCCAGCUCCGACUCGGUGUUCGCGGCGCCCAAGUGAC
This is a messenger RNA of Phlebotomus argentipes, 2215 nucleotides long. RefSeq names its product endonuclease/exonuclease/phosphatase family domain-containing protein 1-like. Gene Ontology annotation, cellular component: plasma membrane. The transcript is spliced from 4 exons. Gene Ontology annotation, biological process: DNA repair. The record is from RefSeq and is a predicted model, not a curated record. The coding region runs from base 274 to 2214 and encodes 646 amino acids. Gene Ontology annotation, molecular function: DNA binding. Lineage: Eukaryota; Metazoa; Arthropoda; Insecta; Diptera; Psychodidae.